GCAUACGGAUAUCUGCAUCCUGCUGCCACGUCAGGGCUGUCCGCGUUGGCAGGUAAGAAGCGAGAGUGACAGCCGUUGCACCAAUAGGAGAAGCGUACUGAGGGGAAACUUGGAUCCCAUUCAAUAGAAUUUGAUGGGGGUGGGACCCUGCAUGACUGUCAUCAUCAGAUGACGAACUGAGUCACAGUUCGCUGCAGUUGGCAAUCGAGGCGCAGACAUGUGUGGUGAGUGUUUUAUAGAAUACAUUUAAUAAUUGUAAAUUUGCAACAAUUAACACAGAUAAUGGAAAUUGUAAAUAGUUGUGAGGUUAAAACAACUGGUUUUGGAGAAGUAUGUCUCAAUAUUUGUAGUUAGCUAGUCUGGACACAUCAGUUUCCAUCUCAAGUCAAGAGAAAGCUAACGUUAACCACACUGAUCACCUUAUGGCUAUCUAGUGGAAACCCUUGCCAGGCGAAACAGGUUAACCGAUCAAAUGAUUGAAUUAAUACCUUGUAAUUGAGCUUGUAAAUUGGCUAUCGGAUCAUAGAUCAUGUUUUAUAGCUAUCAAUGUUAUCAGACAAAUUGAGGGCGGCUAAGCGUUUUGGUGUUUAUUAGCCGUGUACUACACACCCAUUUCCAAUAACGACAGCUAGCUAUAAUCCAUUGCUAGCUACUUGAUUGACAGUGUGUUAUCGCUCCAUAAUUCCUGUCAUUGAUGUUACAGCUUGGUAUGAUGUCGUCACGUUUUAAUAGGCUCUAUACUAGGAUUUAUUAGCUACCUUCUUUUCACCAGUUUACAAACCAGCUUGGUUUUGUGUGAUUAGACAGAACGCACGCACUGCGCAAGUCGUACUGUUUCAUUCAUUGGCUUGCUAGAAUAGAUAGAUCAACGCUGAAACUGAUGAUGAUGAUAGUCUAAAUGCCACUUCCACAGUGAUGAUCCCACACUGAUUCGAAUGAGUUACGGGGUUAUUAGGGGGAUUUAAAAUUAUAGGUAGCUAUGCUAUGUUUCUUUUUUAACCGGUCAGUGUCUGAAUAUUAGAAUGGUGAUGGAUUAGUUCUCCACUCUUCAUCUCUCACUGCUCCUGAAGCACACAAUUGUGUUUUGAAUAGCCAACCAGUAUAAAUAAUUUGGAUCAUUCACUUUUGGGGUUAGGGGGACACUUAGCACUAUUAAAUCCAUUAGUAAAAGAGGCAAUCAGACAAGGUCCUGAUAAGAAGGAACACUGUAUUCUCUGUGCCACUCCUAUCUGAGUAAGGACAAAAAUGACCAAAAUAGAUAUUCCUCAUACUGAACUGCUGCAGAUUAAUUCCAAAGGAAGGAAUAGUGGUAAGACUGACAUGCACUGAGAUUUUAUGAGGGCUCCUUAUUUAUCCUACUCUAUGCUUGGUAACCCUCGUUCUAAACAAAGCUGAGCCUUGUGUGCUCCCACCUUGCCUUGCCCAUUCACCUCCCUGCUACCUUCCUCCGUCGCCCUGUGCCCAGCUGCUUUCAAUGGAUGCUCUGUUGCACUGCUUCAAUUGCAGUGCCUCUGUACAUAGUCACUCUUUAUUUUAUCACCGCCCCUCUAUAUCCUCAUCUUAUUGGGAAUUUAUAUCAUUGAGUGUUGUAUUAACCUAAAGCAUAGCUGUCUCUUGGCUUUCAUAAUUUAGGCUAGUUUUAUUUGACUGGUUUGUUUAAACCUUCUGCCAUCGUUCUUGUUGUAAUGUAUGUGGGUUGUUGAUGGCAAUGGGGCUGAGCACAGGUAAAGGGGCACAAAUAGGCGUAUGUAGGCAAACCUCUGUUCAUCCAUGCAUUUUUGGAAUAAAUGGCACUGUUUUCAAUUGGUAUCAUAUUCCUCUCAGAUGAGUUCUAAACUGCACAGAAGCAUAGGCUACAGCAGCUCCUGUGGAGUACUAGUGUAGUGCCCUGCACCUGGUCCCUCUGUCAACAUAUUUCCCCAACACUAGAACGCCCUGUUCCGUUGACUCUCCCAGUAUCCACGUCUCAAGGUGACUUCCCAUGUAAAACCUGUCUGGUAGCUUAACAUCCAGGGCAGGCUGUGCCCUCAGGAACAGAUGUAUAGUUCCACACAAAACUGUUUCCAAUUAGGUUGAACAAGUCAGACAGGUUUCUGUUCUUGUUUGUCGACUAACUAUCAGUGUAUACAUAGUUUGAGGUCACUGACAAAUUGCAAUUCCUGCAAGAUGACUGAUAGCUCCAGAGCUGUUGUCUUUUUUAAAAAUUGCGUUAAUAUUUGAACGUUUUCACAUGUGGAAAUUCUUGGGGUAGUUGUUGUUUUGAGGUUGCUGUGAAUUUUAAUGAGCCAGUUAUUGAACAGCCUGCAGAUUACAUCAGCUAGGCUAGCUAGUCAAUGGAACCUUUAGCGUUUCCUACGCAAUAGGCCUAUAUGAACAGAAAGUAUGCAUAUUGUUUUAUUUGGUCUCUAUUGACCUAAUCACAGACCACCAAAAGCAAACAGUAAUACCCACUAUUAGGCUUUGUUCACUUAAUCCCUUAAAACAGUUGUGAAAUUCCUUUGCUUUAUAUUUUGUUUGUGUUUCCUAGUUGAAAUCUGUUUCCCUGUACCUUCCUUCCCGUCAGGAAUUUUUGCCUAUCUGAACUACCACGUGCCACGGACUCGCCGGGAGAUCCUGGAGAUCCUCCUCAAAGGCCUGCUCCGUCUGGAGUACCGUGGCUACGACUCUGCCGGUGAGCUGAGGGAGAUGGCUUGUGUCAACACACUGACUGCGUCUGUCUGUCUGCAUGUUUAUCGGCUGACUUUCCCUCUCACUGUAGGCCCCGUCGGCAGGCGUCAGUUAUUCUGCUGCUUAUCUACAGGAGUCAUGUUUUUGUUCUGUCUCCUAAUGUUAAAAACAAUGAUUGUCCAUUGUAUGCGCUAGUCUUGAGCAGGACUAUCCAAUCUAAUCACGGUUACAUUUAUGCUCUGUCUGCUGUCAGACUAGCAUGUGUAAAAUAACUUGUACAAAAUCACGCAACAGAGCCAUAUUUGACUACUCUGUAGAAAUACGAUUCUCUCUCUUUUUGCCAGGUGUUGGAAUUGAUGGAGGGAAUGGCAAAGAAUGGGAGGCCAAUGCCCGGUCUAUUCAGCUGAUCAAGCAGAGCGGAAAAGUGAAGGCUCUUGACGAUGAGAUCACCAGUAAGACUACAUUUGAUGUGUUUGAGGGCUUAAGGACUGUUGCCAGCAUUUGUAAGAAUGUUUACUGAUUAGAUAAGUGGAUUUGAAUAGAAUUCAUACAAUGAAAAUGGCUCAAACCUACUUCAUGUAGAGUGCAUGUAAAUUACUUUAUGAAGCUUGCCUUUCAACAGUGUUUGUGUUUGUCCCACAGAGCAGCAGGACAUGGACAUGGAUGUGGAGUUUGAUGUCCACCUUGGCAUCGCCCACACUCGCUGGGCUACCCAUGGUGCCCCCAGCCCUGUCAACAGCCACCCACAUAGGUCUGACAAGAGCAACGGUCAGUACUACAGACAUUCCCUAAACUUGUAGUAAAAUUAAGUAUAGGCACACAUUCUGCUAGAUAUUGGCUGACUAUAUAGAGUAAAUAGGGAUGUUUUUAGUAUAUAAGUGUAUGUGUCUAUCAUCUUCUUUCUUUAGAGUUCAUUGUCGUUCAUAAUGGAAUUAUCACAAACUACAAAGACCUGCGGAAAUUCCUGGUGAGCAGAGCAACGUUUCAACAUAUUAAAUUUUUUGCCUAACGCAGUCUGUUUCUUUCAUUAACCAAGGCUACCAGCAAGCGUUAUCAGACUUCCAUGACUCCGCUAUGCAAUCUGGUUUCCGAGCUGGUCAUGGGUGCACCUCAGCCACGCUCAAGGUCCUAAACGAUAUAAUAACCGUGAUCGAUAGAAGACAGUACUGUGCAGCCAUCUUCAUCGACCUGGCCAAGGCUUUUGACUGUCAAUCACCGCAUUCUUAUAGGCAGACUAAAUAGCCUUUGUUUCUCAAAUGACUGCGUCGCCUGGUUCACCAACUACUUCUCAGAUAGAGUUCAAUGUGUCAAAUCGGAGGGCCUGUUGUCUGGACCUCUGGCAGUCUCUAUGGGGGUGCCACAGGGUUAACUUCUCGGGCCGACUCUAUUAUCUGUGUAUAUAAAUGAUGUCGCUCUUGCUGCUGGUGACUGCAGAUCCACCUCUACGCAGACGACACCAUUUUACAUACAGUGAGGGAAAAAAGUAUUUGAUCCCCUGCUGAUUUUGUACGUUUGCCCACUGACAAAGAAAUUAUCAGUCUAUAAUUUUAAUGGUAGGUUUAUUUGAACAGUGAGAGACAGAAUAACAACAAAAAAAUCCAGAAAAACGCAUGUCAAAAAUGUUAUAAAUUGAUUUGCAUUUUAAUGAGGGAAAUAAGUAUUUGACCCCUCUGCAAAACAUGACUUAGUACUUGGUGGAAAAACCCUUGUUGGCAAUCACAGAGGUCAGACGUUUCUUGUAGUUUGCCACCAGGUUUGCACACAUCUCAGGAGGGAUUUUGUCCCACUCUUUGCAGAUCUUCUCCAAGUCAUUAAGGUUUCGAGGCUGACGUUUGGCAACUCGAACCUUCAGCUCCCUCCACAGAUUUUCUAUGGGAUUAAGGUCUGGAGACUGGCUAGGCCACUCCAGGACCUUAAUGUGCUUCUUCUUGAGCCACUCCUUUGUUGCCUUGGCCGUGUGUUUUGGGCCAUUGUCAUGCUGGAAUACCCAUCCACGACCCAUUUUCAAUGCCCUGGCUGAGGGAAGGAGGUUCUCACCCAAGAUUUGACGGUACAUGGCCCCGUCCAUCGUCCCUUUGAUGCGGUGAAGUUGUCCUGUCCCCUUAGCAGAAAAACACCCCCAAAGCAUAAUGUUUCCACCUCCAUGUUUGACGGUGGGGAUGGUGUUCUUGGGGUCAUAGGCAGCAUUCCUCCUCCUCCAAACACGUUGAGUUGAUGCCAGAGCUCAAUUUUGGUCUCAUCUGACCACAACACUUUCACCCAGUUCUCCUCGGAAUCAUUCAGAUGUUCAUUGGCAAACUUCAGACGGGCAUGUAUAUGUGCUUUCUUGAGCAGGGGGACCUUGCGGGCGCUGCAGGAUUCCAGUCCUUCACGGUGUAGUGUGUUUAUUUUUUAUUUAUUUUUUUAUUUUAUUUUUUUUUUCCUUCGGGGGGAUGGAUCAGCUUAAUAUUGCAGAUAGAUUGUAUCUUCUAUCAAUGUAAUUGUCUGCAUCACUUCCAAUCCCCCAUGUUUAUUUUUAUUUUUUAUAUAUAUAUUCCCCUUUAUUACUUUUCAACCCCACCAUCCUUUCCCUACUUGGAGUAAAUUAGUGAACAACAACGCCCAGGCCUCUACUUCCGGUCUAUACUUACUAUCUACACCUUAUGGACAGAGUUAAUUUUACAAUAAUUCUAUAUCUAUAUAUAUAUAUAUAUACUUUAUUUAUUUAUUUAUUUAUUUAUUUAUUUAUUUGCUCCUGAACUUCUUCUACUCUCAACCUCUCCGAUCAUUUUCAUGAUGUCCAUCCGGUUUGCUUCUAAAUGCCAUAUCUUUCUAACUGUGCUCUUUCCCAAAAGCUCCCAACAUACAACCUAUAUACUUAUUAUGGACACAGUAUGCUUACAUUAUUAGCUAUCUUUGUUAUUAUUUGUUGUUAUUUGUUAUUAGUCCCAUCCUUCAACUCUAUUCAAUACCUCCCAUCUAUCUCUUAACACCAUCCAUAUAGGAUUUCUAUUUGCCAUAUAUAUUUCAACCGUACUGUGAUGUUUUACAAAAGUUCUGAACCUUUCUAUUCUCAUUGCUUCUACAGAUUGUGAAUUAAAAAUAAACAUUUUUGCUAAAAGUAUUAUUAUAUUAUUGAUUGAUUGACUAUGACUUUUCAGAUCAUCCAGUAAUGCUAUCUGCAAGGUUAGUUCCAGGUAAAUAUUGCAAUCCUUUAGCCAUUCCUGGACCUGUGUCCAAAAACAAGCUACAAAUGGACAGAACCAAAACAAAUGAUCUAAUGAUUCUAUCUCUUCACAGCAAAAUCUGCAGAGCUGGGAAGAUUGUAUCCCCCAUAUAAAUAACAUUCUAUUGGUAGCAAGAAUUUUAUAUAAUAAUUUAAAUUGAAAGAUUCUAAUUUUUGAAUCCGGUGUCGUUUUGCGUGUCAGUUCAUAAACACUAUGCCAUGGGAUCGGUACGUCAAAGAUCUCUUCCCAACUAUUUUGCAAUCUAUAUGGGACGGCUGUCAAUCCUUUGGUCCUUAAGUGAAACUGAUAUACUUUUUUAUUUAUCACAGUUUUCCUUAACCAAUUAUGUUCUUUAAUGCAAGGCCGACAGACAAGUUCCUUACUUUCUCCCCCUUCAACUUUCCUCUUCCACUUUUGCGGUAAGGCUGCAAUUAUUUGGUUGUAAUUUUGGGUAGAGCAGACAUUUCCAUAUGUUUUUGUUAGCUGCAUGUGCGACAUAACUCCACCAGUCCUACCGAUGAUAUCAUUUACGAAGAUUAUACCUUUUUUAAACAUUCUGUCAAAAAAUAAAGGUUUUUUGUCAAUUAGUAUAUUUGAAUUUAACCACAAUAUUUGUUGCAUUAUUUGUUCUGUCGUUUCUGGAGGAUUAAAUUGAAAUUGCAACCAACUUUCUAUGGCUUGUUUUAGAAAUAGUGACAUUUGGGAGAUUAUUUCCUUUUCAAAUAACUGAAAGUGAGAGGUUGUAAUCUGAAUAAAGGGAAAAAGGCCUUUCUUGAACAGUGGGUGAGACAAUCUUACUAAUUUGCUUGAGAACCAGUUCGGAUUUAAGUAUAACUUUUGGAUGACUGAAGAUUUUAGUGAUAGGUCUAAUGCUUUAAUAUUUAAUAAUUUCUGUCCUCCGAAUUCAUAUUCAUUAUAUAAAUAUGCUCUUUUAAUUUUGUCUGGCUUGCCGUUCCAAAUAAAAUUGAAUAUUUUUUUCUCAUAUAAUUUAAAAAACUGUUUGCUAGGCGUAGGCAAGACCAUAAGCAAAUAGGUAAACUGGGAUAAUACUAAAGAGUUAAUCAGGGUGAUUUUUCCACAAAUUGACAGGUAUUUUCCUUUCCAUGGUAGUAAGAUCUUAUCUAUUUUUGCUAACUUUCUAUUAAAAUUUAUUGAAGUGAGAUCAUUUAUUUCCUUUGGGAUAUGUAUUCCGAGUAUAUCCACAUCACCAUCAGACCAUUUUAUUGGUAAACUACAUGGUAAUGUAAAAAUUGUAUUUUUUAGUGAUCCAAUACGUAAUAUAGUACAUUUGUCAUAAUUUGGUUUUAAUCCAGAGAGGUUAGAAAAUGUAUCUAGAUCCUCUAUGAGGCUGUGGAGGGAUUCUAGUUGUGGAUCUAAAAGAAAACAUGAAUCAUCUGCGUACAAUGACACCUUUGUUUUUAAGCCCUGUAUUUCUAAUCCUCUGAUAUUAUUCUUGGAUCUGAUUUUAAUAGCUAACAUCUCGAUGGCCACAAUAAAUAGAUAUGCCGAUAGUGGACAACCUUGUUUCACUCCUCUUGACAGUUUGAAACUUUCUGAGAAAUAGCCAUUAUUUACUAUUUUACACCUAGGGUUACUAUACAUGAUUUUGACCCAUUUUAUAAGAGAUUCUCCAAAAUUGAAAUGCUCCAGGCAUUUAUAUAUAAAUUCCAGUCGAACUUUAUCAAAUGCUUUUUCGAAGUCUGCUAUGAAUAGCAGGCCUGGUUUCCCAUAUUUUCCAUAGUGUUCUAUUGUUUCCAAUACUUGCCUUAUAUUAUCUCCAAUGUAUCUUCCAUGUAAAAAACCUGUCUGAUUAGAAUGAAUAAUAUCCGACAAUACCUUUUUAAUUCUAUGCGCUAUACAUUUUGCUAGGAUUUUUGCAUCACAACACAAGUGUAAGGGGCCUCCAAUUUUGUAAAUGGACUGGAUCUUUAUAUUUUCCACUUGUAUCCUGUUUCAGUAAUAAUGAGAUCAGACCUUCUUCUUGAGUGUCAGAUAAUCUACCAUUUACAUAGGAGUGGUUAAAACAUGCUAAUAACGGUCCUCUUAGUAUAUCAAAAAAGGUUUGGUAUACCUCGAUUGGUAUGCCAUCCAACCCUGGAGUUUUCCCGGACUUAAAGUCUUUAAUUGCAUCCAGAAGUUCCUCCUCUGUAAUUUCACCUUCACAUGAGUCUUUCUGUGUGGCUGUUAAUUUGACAUUAUCAAUAGAAAAAAAAUCUCUACAAUUAGCUUCAGUUAGAGGAGAUGGAGGCGACUGAAAAGAAAACAUAUGCUUAAAAUACUUUGUUUCUUCCUUCAAAAUAUCAUUAGGUGAAUUAUGGGUGACUCCGUCAAUUGUAACCAGUUUCAUUAAGUUCUUUUUGGUAGCAUUCCUAUGUUGAAGAUUAAAAAAGAAUUUUGUGCAUUUUUCCCCAUAUUCCAUCCAGUUUGCUUUAUUUUUAUAAUAUAUUACACUUGAUCUUUCUUGAAUAAGUUUUUCCAUUUCUUUUUGUUUUUCCUCUAAUUUAUUCUGAGCCUCUAUGUUACAGUUUUUAUUGCCAUCUAUCUGUUCUGUUAGACUUUCUAUUUCCUUUCUUAGUAUAAACUCUUUUGACCUAAAUUGCUUUUGUUUUCGAGAUGAGUACUGAAUUGCAUGGCCUCUAAAGGCACAUUUAAAGGUGUCCCAUACAAUAAGGGGAUUCGCUGUACCUAUGUUAUGUUGGAAAAAGUCGGUUAUAAAUUCCUUUGUUCUAAUUAUAAAUAAAUUAUCAUCUAAUAGGCUUUGAUUAAAUUUCCAAUAUCCUCGCCCACGUGGAAAUUCAGUCAGAGUAAUGUAUAUGCCUAUUAUAUGAUGGUCCGACCGCAUUCUGUCCCCUAUCAACACUUUUUUUUACUUUUGGUGCCAACGAGAAUGAGAUAAGAAAGAAGUCAAGACGACUUGUAGUGUGUUACGAAUUGUUUUCUUGGUGACUAUGGUCCCAGCUGCCUUGUAGUUCUGGGCUGAUUCCUCACCAUUCUCAUGAUCAUUGCAACUCCACGGGGUGAGAUCUUGCAUGGAGCCCCAGGCCGAGGGAGAUUGACCGUUCUUUUGUGUUUCUUCCAUUUGCGAAUAAUCGCACCAACUGUUGUCACCUUCUCACCAAGCUGCUUGCCGAUGGUCUUGUAGCCCAUUCCAGCCUUGUGUAGGUCUACAAUCUUGUCCCUGACAUCCUUGGAGAGCUCUUUGGCCUUGGCCAUGGUGGAGAGUUUGGAAUCUGAUUGAUUGCUUCUGUGGACAGGUGUCUUUUAUACAGGUAACAAGCUGAGAUUAGUCUCAGCUCGUUACCUGUAUAAAAGACACCUGGGAGCCAGAAAUCUUUUUGAUUGAGAGGGGUUCAAAUACUUAUUUCCCUAAUUAAAAUGCAAAUCAAUUUAUAACAUUUUUGACACAUUUUUCUGGAUUUUGUUGUUGUUAUUCUGUCUCUCACUGUUCAAAUAAACAUACCAUUAAAUUAUAGACUGAUCAUUUCUUUGCCAGUGGGCAAACGUACAAAAUCAGCAGGGGAUCAAAUAAUUUUUUUCCCUCACUGUACAUCUGGCCCUUCAUUGGACACUGUUAACAAACCUCCAAACGAGCUUCAAUGCCAUACAACACUCCUUCCGUGGCCUCCAACUGCUCUUAAACGCUAGUAAAACUAAAUGCAUGCUCUUCAAUCGAACGCUGCUUGCACCCUCCCGCCCGACUAGAAUCACUACUCUCGGCGGGUCUGACUUAGAAUAUGUGGACAACUACAAAUACCUAGGUGUCUGGUUAGACCGUAUACUCUCCUUCCAGACUCACAUUAAGCAUCUCCAAUCCAAAGUUAAAUCUAGAAUCGGCUUCCUAUUUCGCAACAAAGCCUCCUUCACUCAUGAUGCUAAACAUGCCCUCGUAAAACUGACUAUCCUACCGAUCCUUGACUUCGGCGAUGUCAUUUACAAAAUAGCUUCCAACACUCUACUCAGCAAAUUGGAUGUAGUCUAUCACAGUGCCAUCAGUUUUGUCACCAAAGCCCCAUAUACUACCCACCAUUGUGACCUGUACGCUCUCGUUGGCUGGCCCUCACUACAUAUUCGUCGCCAAACCCACUGGCUCCAGGUCAUCUAUAAAUCACUUCUAGGCAAAUCCCCGCCUUAUCUUAGCUCAUUGGUCACUAUAGCAACACCCACCCUUAGUAUGCGUUCCAGCAGGUAUAUCUCACUGGUCAUCCCCAAAGCCAACACCUCCUUUGGCUGCCAUUCCUUCCAGUUCUCUGCCUCAUGACUGGAACGAACUGCAAAAAUCUCUGAAGCUGGAGACACUUAUCUCCCUCACUAUCUUUAAGCAUCAGUGUUCAGAGCAGCUUACCGAUCACUGCACCUGUACACAGCCCAUCUGUAAUUAGCCCACCCAACUACCUCAUCCCCAUAUUGUUAUUUACAUUGUUAUUUAUUUUGCUCAUUUGCACCCCAUAUUUUGCACUAUGGCCUAUUUAUUGCCUUACCUCCAUAACUUACUACAUUUGCACACACUGUAUAUAGAUUUUCUAUUGUGUUAUUGACCGUAUGUUUUGUUUAUUCCAUAUGUAACUCUGUUGUUGUUUUUAUCGCACUGCUUUGCUUUAUCUUGCCCAGGUCACAGUUGUAAAUGAGAACUUGUUCUCAACUGGCUUACCUGGUUGAAUAAAGGUGAAAUUUAAAAAAAUAAACAUUCUACCAUUCCACAGGAGAGCAAGGGUUAUGAGUUUGAGUCUGAGACAGACACAGAGACCAUUGCCAAGCUGGUGAAGUACAUGUAUGACAACCGUGAGAGUGAAGACCUCAGCUUUGCUACUCUGGUGGAGAGAGUGACCCAGCAGCUGGUAAGAGCCUGUUCAUCUACAGAGCUUCUCCUAAAACUGUCCAGAGAUGAGGUCUUGUGACCCGUCUCAUGAUUAACACUGUUCUAUCUUAUCUCUUAGGAGGGAGCUUUUGCCCUGGUCUUCAAGAGUGUCCAUUACCCUGGGGAGGCUGUAGGCACCCGGUACACUGCUUCUACACUUCUGGAUACUCCUUGAAUUGUAAAGGAAUACUAUCCAUUUAUGAUGUAUCUUUCAUUUUCUCUAAUUAUUGUAAUUGUUUGUGUUUACAUGUGAAUAGGAGGGGAGGUCCUCUGCUUAUUGGGGUGAAAAGUGACCACAAGCUGUCCACAGAUCACAUUCCUAUCCUGUACCGAUCAUGUACGUUAUUAAAUUAACUGCUCUCAAUGUCAGAGUGAAAGAAGAUGAGCAGCCCUGAGCUGUUGUGUGUCUAACAUACUGUAUUGUAUGUUCCCAGCUGGUAAGGACAAGAAGGGCUGCCCCACCCUGCCCAGGAUGGAGCAGGACACCUGCCACACACUCUUUGCUGAGGACAAGAAGUCUGUGGAGUACUACUUUGCCUCUGAUGCCAGGUCAGACUCCUCAUUAUUUUACUCAAUAGUAGUGAUAUCCCACUCAUACAAUGUUAGGUUUAUUUUUGGAUACUCUCAGAAUCAGUCUAGACAGUUGUUUGGUGAAGGUCUCCUAGGAAAGUGGGAAUUAACAACGUCAUGAUAUUUGCAUAACAACGAAUUAGGAUUGACUGUUGCACUGUUCUCAUGGCAGCGCGGUGAUUGAGCACACCAACCGGGUGAUCUUCCUGGAGGAUGAUGACGUGGCAGCGGUGACGGACGGACGGCUCACCAUCCACCGCAUCAAGCGUACAGCCGGAGACCACCCUGCCCGCGCCAUCCAGACCCUGCAGAUGGAGCUGCAGCAGAUCAUGAAGGGUGAGGGGAAGGUGGAGGGUAGAGGCUGGGGGCAUAGCACUGUCAUGGGUCUACCCUCUGUAAAGAUGAUGGUGAUGGUGUUACUAGGAAUUAAUGAGAGCCCUAGAAUGCCUGUAAUUGAUUAUUAUCAUUGUCAAUACAGUCACAAAUAGUACAGUAUAAAAGGGUCAUAUUUACUUGUUAAUGCAACACAUAGCACACACACACUUUCCCCUGCCUCGACCAAGUCUCAAAGGCUGUGUGUGUACAGGUAUACCACCAUAUUCUAGUGUUUCAGUACCCUGCCCUGUACUUUUAGUCCAGGAGCCUUUUAUUACUGUGCCAGCUGUAAAUAACAGCAGGUUUCAGAUCUGUUAUACUACUGAGGUUGCUCUGAGGCCUACACACACACACACACAGCCAGGUGUUUAUGGGGCUUCCUGGCUGACUCUGGUCCCCAGGGAAGAGGCCUGCAUCAAAGGUAAGGGCUCAGACACCCUAGCUCCUUUGCAGAGAUCACACCAAGCACUUCUAUAUUGAGCUCGCUGCUCGGAAACAUCAGCUUCCUGUGUAGCAGACUGUGACUAAAGCUUUCAUGUCAGAUCUGAAUUCUCAGCGUUCUGCUGUAAAGAGAUGAUUUCCCCCCUGAAUAGUCAGAAUUCUCCCACUUCCCCUUGUCUCCAGCAGAGGAUGCUGAUAUACUGCCAGUCAGUUUCAGGAGACAUUCCUUUGCGGUUCUGUCAUUUAAGCCCCUGCCUCUCUCUCCUCCUUAGCCUCCAUUCCAGGAGCUCUGCUGAAAUAACCUAAUUCGCAUGACCUAAAUUACGGUCAGAGCAAAAGCAGGCUUCAAAACAUUCUCGUAUUUCAUUGUCACAAAGGGCCGUUCGAGGAAAUCACCAUCUCCCUGUUGCCUCUUGUUUAUUUAAUUUAGUGAAGACAACUGAUGAUGGAUUUCUGUAUUAAAGACACAAGAUCAUUAUGUCAUCAUUUAUCUCCUGUGUUAUUUAUCUCCCAACAGCUAUAAAAGGCUGAAUUAGAGCAGCAAAACAACAUGUUUUCCAGACUGGCUUACUUUUAGUAUUCAUUAUGUGGCAACCGUAACCUUUAUAAAAUUCCUAACACUUUUUUGUGAUGUUGAAGACUCUGAUCCAAUGUUUUUUGGAACGCUUUUCAGGUAACUACAGCUCCUUUAUGCAGAAGGAGAUCUUUGAACAGCCAGAGUCUGUGGUCAACACCAUGAGAGGAAGGGUCAACUUUGAUGACAACACGGGUGAGAUGACAGUUCCAGUGUAACACACAAUGUCUGUCAUUAUACCCAUCAAGGUUGUAUCCUCAUGAUCAAUUUCUCUCUGAAUACAUACCAAGGAAAGUGAUAUUUGAUAACUGUAUUUUGAUUGGCUGUUUCUGUUUGUAUCUGUAGUAAUCCUGGGUGGACUGAAGGAUCACAUUAAAGAGAUCCAAAGGUGUCGACGGCUCAUCCUCAUCGCCUGUGGCACCAGCUACCAUGCUGGGGUGGCGGUGAGUACCAGAUUCCCUUUUAUAAGGCAGGAAUAUUAGGUCACCAGCAUAACAUGGAGUCAACUAGAGCCUAAGGCUUCAAGAUAGGAAAAACAACUAUACAAACAAAGACAUAAGUAAGUUAUUGCUCUGGGUUGUACAUAGAAACAUAUUUUUCAGUGUGGAUGUCUUGUGUGAUCCAGUGCUGAUGAACAGUGCUAAUCUUUCCCACCAGACUCGCCAGGUACUGGAAGAGCUGACUGAGCUGCCUGUUAUGGUGGAGCUGGCCAGCGACUUCCUGGAUAGAAACACACCAGUGUUCCGAGACGACGUCUGCUUCUUCAUCAGCCAAUCAGGUGGGAGGAUCGGCGUAAUCUUGAAGUGUCUCUCUCUCUCUAGGGACCUGAACAUUUUCACUGUGUCUGUCUUUGUCUUUACACAAUACGGCUUGUCUCGUACAAGCAAUGUCUCGUUCAAGUAAAUGCUUGGCCCUAUGCCAAUGCACCCAAAGCAAUUCCUUUACUGCUGACUUCGUGUUUAUACUGAAUAUAUAGGCUUGAUGAUGUCCUGUAUUCCUGUCUAUGGAAUCUGAUAUCGUAUGCAGGAUCUACACAUAGUCCAUGUAGUGGUAACCGCUUACAGUAUCUAGCCUGAGUGCUGAUUGCAUUGCUACCAUUGUGUGCAGGUGAGACAGCAGACAGCCUGAUGGCCCUGCACUACUGUAAGGAGAGAGGAGCCCUGACGGUUGGUGUUACCAACACAGUGGGCAGCUCCAUCUCCAGAGAGACCGACUGUGGGGUGCACAUCAACGCUGGGCCAGAGAUAGGAGUGGCCAGCACCAAGGUGAGGGGACAGAGUCAUUUCUCCAGGCUGAUGCCUUUCCUAUUGUUUCACAUACUGUCCUGUUGAAACAGGAAACCUUCCCUUCACCAUCCUCAGCUCUGGUCAACCUUUUUUCACUUCUAUGGUGGGAAAAAACGCAGGCAGGUUGAAAUGUCUGGGGAAACUCUCCAUUCAGGGUAUACCAUCAGUCUUCUCUCAGGGCAGGGAAAUUCCUCCUAUCCAGCUCCGGAGUGUUUCAGUUGGUCAGACUGCAUUAGGGUUGUUGGAGAUGAAUGGAAUGGUCUCCUCAAUUAUAGUAGAAUUAUGCAGUCCAGAGGAAGUUUCGCAUGGCUUGGUCUAUUUAAUAGCCUCCAUAACUGGCCCGUAAAUACACUAUAAAUACAAAAGUAUGUGGACACCCCUUCAAAUUAGUGGAUUCGGCUAUUUCACCCACACCUGUUCCUGACCGGUGUAUAGAAUCCAGCACACAGCCAUGCGAUCUCCAUAGACAAACAUUGGCAGUAGAAUAGCCUAACUGAAGAGCUCAGUGACUUUCAAUGUGGCACUGUCAUAGGAUGCCACCUUUCCAACAAGUCAGUUCGUCAAAUUUCGGCCCUGUUGGAGCUGCCCCAGUCAACUGUAAGUGCUGUUAUUGUGAAGUGGAAACAUACAGGAGCAACAACAGCUCAGCCAUGAAGUGGUAGGCCACACAAGCUCACAGAACGGGACCACCGAGUGCUGAAGCGUAUAGCGCGUAAAAAUAGUCUGUCUUCGGUUGCAACAGUCACUACUGAGUUCCAAACUGCCUCUGGAAGAAAUGUCAGCACAAGAACUGUUCGUCGGGAGCUUCAUGAAAUGGGUUUCCAUUGCUGAGCAGCUGCACACAAGUCUAAGAUCAGCAUGAACAAUGCCAAGCGUCGGCUGGAGUGGAGUAAAGUUCGCCACAGUUGUACUCUGGAGCAGUGGAAACGCGUUCUCUGGAGUGAUGGCAGUCCGGCGGACAAAUCUUGGUUUGGCGGAUGCCAAGAGAAUGCUACCUGCCCCAAUGCAUAGUGCCAACUGUAAAGUUUGGUUGAGGAGGAAUAAUGGUCUGGGGCUGUUUUUCAUGGUUCGGGCUAAGCCCCUUAGUUCCAGUGAAGGGAAAUCUUAACGCUACAGCAUACAAUUACAUUCUAGACUAUUCUGUGCUUCCAACUUUGUGGCAACAGUUUGGGGAAGGCCCUUUCCUCUUUUAGCAUGACAAUGCCCCCGCACACAAAGUGAGGUCCAUACAGAAAUGGUUUGUCGAGAUCGGUGUGGAAGAACUUGACUGGCCUGCACAGAGCCCUGACCUCAACCCCAUCGAACACAUUUGGAAUUCAUUGGAACGCCGACUGCGAGCCAGGCCUAAUCGAGCAACAUCAGUGCCCGACUUCACUAAUGCUCUUGUGGCUGAAUGGAAGCAAGUCCCCGCAGCAAUCUUCCAACAUCUAGUGGAAAGCCUUCCCUGAAGAGUGGAGGCUGUUAUAGCAGCAAAGGCGGGACCAACUCCAUAUUAAUGACCAUGAUUUUGGAAUGAGAUGUUCGACGAGCAGGUUUCCACAUACCUUUGGUCAUGUAGUGUAUUUAUUUUUGCAAUAACAUGAGGUUCAUGCCAAUCUACUGCACUGUUGGUUUUCUGUAUAGUUAAUGCAAACCCUGAAGUACUUGGACACUAAUGUCAAUGCAUAGCACAUGUAGUUAACCCCUCUUUCUCUUGAAAUGAGAGAACUUCCUCUGAGAUAAGUGUCUGGAUCAUUUUGGAAGAGGUUAUUUGAAACUGCUAUAUCCCACUGCUCUACACAGAACACAUAGUGCCUGAUAUUCUCAUCUUUACACUGUGAAAUGUAGGAAUCCAUGGUUCCCCUCCCCCUCUACUCUGAGCAGUGAUCCUACAGUUGGCCAGAGUGGGGUUGGAGAUGACUGGAGUGAGUUCCACUCAGCAGUGGAGUCCCAGUCCCAGCUGCAGAGAGCGAGAGAGAGGCAGGUCCCUCCCUGCUCUGGCGCUCAGGCUUGGCUCAGGGACCCUCCAGUAGGUCCAAGUCUCCAGCACAGAGCAGAAAGCCUGCAGAGCACGUCUCAAAGACGCCAUCCUUUACUGCUUGGCUGGCCCAGGCCCACACACCCAACCCAGAACAGCACAGCUUAUCACUUAUCAGAGGAGAUUAUGUAUUUCACCCACUGCUCAAUACACGCUCCCACUGACUCCGUUCGUGGUAGCUUUUCAUAAUAACAAUAUUAUUCAGAUUAACUUUCUGGGGGACAUUCAACUGCAUGCCUCUGGUGACGUCUUGUUUUUAUGAUUCGUCCCAGAAUCGAGGCUGUCCGCAGAACUAGGCCUGCUAAACAAGGUCCGGGAGAAUGAAGGGGAUGGCUUUGCUCAGAUCGACACCUCUUCUUGUAUAUAUUUCACCAUUCACUUCACCCCCUUAUCCAAACAAUAGCGAUUGUGGGAGUGAAUGUAAGCAAAUGAGAGCCACCUGUGGUCUUUGUCCAAAUAGAAAACUUGGAGCAUGCUUGUACACUUAAAUAUUUGAUGUAACUGCUUGUCAUGCUGUAUUGCCUGACAUGAGGAGAAAUACUGCCCACGUUUGAGGCCUCUGGGACAUGGUUGCGUCAGUGUGUGUGACAGGCUAGCAUGUGGCAUGAGCUGCUCUCCUCUGUCGACAUUCUGGAUAGAGGGAUGGGGGCUUUAACAUAGAAGAGGACCGUGGCUUUAAUAUGCGGAUUAAAUGCACUGCCACAAUCUGAGUGGAUGGCUAGGACUGUGUGACGGUUUUAGAUGCUGCCACUGCUGCGUCCAGGGGUCCUGUCAAAUGACUUGGCUCCUCUUGAAGAACGUUGAUUUAAAUCUCCCAAACGGGCUCGGAGAGCCUUCUAACAUGCCUCCAGAGUGGGGAGGGUGGAUGAUGACGGCAGGCUUGGGCUGAGACGUGUGGGUGUUGUGACACUUUUCAGAAACAUAAACGUGAAGCACAUCAUGGUUUUACUCUCUUAAGUUCUAGUUAGUGCCAGCUGUUUCUGUGCUGUUUGUUUUGCUAGUGUCUUAUUGUCAGGGGAUGUGUUCAUCGGUAGCGUUGCCAGAUUGUGUGCUCAUAAUGCUAGCUAGCUCUCCACUGCCCUGUCCUGCAGUAGAGGGCCUAUCUGUGUAGGCCUAUCUGUGUCCAGCCCAGCUCUCCAUCCACCUCUCAUCAGGUCCACAUUAUUAAUGUGGAGCUGGAGACCAGCACAGGCAACCAGAGCAGGCGGACAAGACGCUACAGCUCCAAUAACGGUACUGCAAAGCAAACAACGGGGGGGAUCUGGCAACCCAGGUGCGUUGCUUAGCUCAGGGUUCUGUCAUCUCUGGCCCAGGAUAGAGAGAGAAGACUGUAAGGAUGCCUUUUGUUUAGAUCCAGCAGCCCUAGAGGUGUGAUGCUCACCUCUCACCUGCUGAGAGAGAACAGCAGCUGGGCGACAACCGUACCUCAAUCUUUCUGUACUGUCUGAUUCCUCCCAGAGCAUUAAGCAUGCAUUAUGUCUGACUGUGUCUGUUCUGUUGUUUUGCAGGCCUACACCAGUCAGUUUGUGGCUCUGAUCAUGUUUGCGCUGUUGAUGUGUGAUGACAGGAUCUCCAUGCAACCACGGCGACGUGAGAUCAUCCAGGGCCUGAGAGUUCUGCCAGGUAGGCCAGACCACAUGCACAUCUACCAAGACAUUGCAUUGUACUGUUCAUAACCAUAAACGCUAAUGUCGGUGUGAUGCUCACAGGGAUGUGUAGAUUAUUCGACACACUUGUACUGACCUACAGUAAUAUAGACAGCAGCAGGUAAUGGUCGGAGUCGGAGGUAAUGGUCGGAGUCGGAGGUGAUGGUCAGAGGUAAUGCUCAGUCGGAGGUGAUGGUCAGAGGUGAUGGUCAGAGGUAAUGGUCAGAGGUGAUGGUCAGAGUAGGAGGUAAUGGUCAGAGUCUGAGAUAAUUGUCGGAGGUAAUGGACAGAGGUAAUGGUCAAAGUCGGAGGUAAUGGUCGGAGGUAAUGGUAUGGGUCGGAGGUAAUGGUAUGGGUCGGAGGUAAUGGUAUGGGUCCGAGGUAAUGGUAUGGGUCCGAGGUAAUGGUCGGGGUCGGAGGUAAUGGUCAGAGUCAGAGGUACAGUGGCUUGCGAAAGUAUUCACCCCCCUUGGCAUUUUUCCUAUUUUGUUGCCUUACAACCUGGAAUUAAAAUGUUUUUUUUAUUGUGAAACAAACAACAAAUAAGACAGAAAAACAGAACUUGAGCAUGCAUAACUAUUCACCCCCCCCCCCCAAAGUCAAUACUUUGUAGAGACAACUUUUGCAGCAAUUACAGCUGCAAGUCUCCUGGGGUAUGUCUCUAUAAGCUUGGCACAUCUAGCCACUGGGAUGUUUUCCCAUUCUUCAAGGCAAAACUGCUCCAGCGCCUUCAAGUUGGAUGGGUUCCGCUGGUGUACAGCAAUCUUUAAGUCAUACCACAAUUGGAUUGAGGUCUGGGCUUUGACUAGGCCAUUCCAAGACAUUUAAAUGUUUCCCCUUAAACCACUCGAGUGUAGCUUUAGCAGUAUGCUUAGGGUCAUUGUCCUGCUGGAAGGUGAACCUCCGUCCCAGUCUCAAAUCUCAGGAAGACUAAAACAGGUUUCCCUCAAGAAUUUCCCUAUAUUUAGCGCGAUCCAUCAUUCCUUCAAUUCUGACCAGUUUCCCAGUCCCUGCCGAUGGAAAAACAUCCCCACAGCAUGAUGCUGCCACCAUCAUGCUUCACUGUGGGGAUGGUGUUCUCGUGGUGAUGAGAGGUGUUGGGUUUGCGCCAGACAGCGUUUUCCUUGAUGGCCAAAAAGCUACAUUUGUCUCAUCUGACCAGAGUACCUUCUUCCAUAUGUUUGGGGAGUCUCCCACAUGCCUUUUGGCGAAGACCAAACAUGUUUGCUUAUUUUUUUCUUUAAGCAAUGGCUUUUUUCUGGCCACUCUUCCGUAAAGCCCAGCUCUGUGGGGUGUACGGCUUACAGUGGUCAUAUGGACAGAUACUCCAAUCUCUGCUGUGGAGCUUUGCAGCUCCUUCAGGGUUAUCUUUGGUAUCUUUGUUGCCUCUUUGAUUAAUGCCCUCCUUGCCAGGUCUGUGAGUUUUGGUGGGCGGCACUCUCUUGGCAGGUUUGUUGUGGUGCCAUAUUCUUUCCAUUUUUUAAUAAUGAAUUUAUUGGUGCUCCGUGGAAUGUUCAAAGUUUCUGAUAUUUUUUUAUAACCCUACCCUGAUUUAUAACUUUGUCCCUGACCUGUUUGUAGAGCUCCUUGGUCUUCAUGGUGCCGCUUGCUUGGUGGUGCCCCUUGCUUAGUGGUGUUGCAGACUCUGGGGCCUUUCAGAACAGGUGUAUAUAUACUGAGAUCAUGUGACAGAUCAUGUGAAUGGUCGGAGGUAAUGGACAGAGGUAAUGGUCGGAGUCGGCGGUAAUGGUCGGCGUCUGGGUUAAUGGUCAGAGGUAAUGGUCGGGAGUCGGAGAUAACAGUCUGAUGUAAUGGUCGGAGGUAAUGGUCGGAGGUAAUGGUCAGAGUCUGAGAAUUGUCGGAGGUAAUGGUCAAGGUCGGAGGUGAUGGUCAGAGGUGGAGGUGAUGGUCAGAGUCAGGGCAGCCAGAGAGAGCUGGGAAAGCACACGCAUGUUAGUAGGCCUCCUGGGUCUGUCUCGGUUAUCUGGCAGCCACGUCGCUCCAACUUCACUGUUUUUGUUUGAGCAAUAUACUUUGAUAUCAGAGAGCUAAUGCAAGGGCUGUGCUGUGGAGGCGUCCUCAGCGAGAGGGAGAGUACAGGGGAGAGGGAGGAGGUUUCAGCAGCUGGGUCAGUCCUGGCUGUUUGCCCUGGCACACUCCUCUGGACCCAAAGCCUAUGAUGGGAUCGGGUUUCCCUUAUUGUAAACGAAUUUGGUUAGGAAUGCCACACUCCGCUCUGUCCCUCUCCCUGAACCCAAGCCCCCAUUGACCCCAGCCUCCAGGACCUGUUAACAGUGGCCUGCUGGACUGUGCCAUAGGAUGGGUGUUAGUUUACUGUACUGUCUUUCAUCCAGGGGGUUGGUGUGAUGAAAUGUAUUUUCUGACGUGUUGUUUCAAGACAUUCAGCAGAUCAUUACGUUUUUGUUUCUCCCAGAUGUAUUGGAAUAUCAUUAGCUAAUAUUAUUAUCUACCUCCUUUUUGUCUGUUUGUACCUAUCUGUGCGUGUGUAAACCUGCUCCUGUCCUCUCUCUCUCUGUCUCUCGCUGUGUGUGUGUGUGUCAGACCUGAUCAAGGAGGUGCUGAGUCUGGAUGAUGAGAUCCAGAGACUGGCCACAGAGCUGUACCAGCAGAAGAGUGUUCUCAUCAUGGGCCGAGGCUACCACUAUGCCACCUGCUUGGAGGGAGCACUGGUCAGCACGCCCACCUCUAUCUCCCCUUUGUAAAGCUAUCAUAAUGUGUCUUCAGACAUGAAUUCUACUCAAAACUCCAUUCUCAACUCCUAAAUGAGAUUAUCAUCACUUUCCAAUAGCCCACAAUAAGUCUGCAGAGCUGUGGAGAAAAUGUUCUGCCUCAACCUCACGCAAGCCCUAAUGGAGCCUAGCCUGCAGGAAUGUCUGCUGAAGUGUUUUGGAUCACAGCAAAUAAUUAGACUGAUCUAGAAACGGCUCUCUUGUAUAAUUGCAACCAUACUCCACACUAUUUAUGGAUUCUUCAAGUUCUAUGUAUUGCCAAUCCUCCAGUAUCUCAAACAGAGGCACACAAAUGUGAAGGGAAAAUGUUGGGUCAGUGUGCUGUACUCCUCAGUCUGACCUAGUGUUCCCAGGCCAGUCUACUGUUCCCUAUAGAAUUUAAGAUAAGAUCCUCGGGUUGUGUGUCCCUGGUGUGUAUGUGAGUCGCAGUGAGUGGUUGCCGAUCUGACUGAGGUGUUUGUGCCUCUCUCCUCUCCAGAAAAUCAAGGAGAUCACGUACAUGCACUCAGAGGGCAUCCUGGCCGGGGAGCUGAAGCACGGGCCUCUGGCCCUUGUCGACAAACUCAUGCCCGUCAUCAUGAUCAUCAUGAGAGACCACACCUACACCAAGUGUCAGAACGCACUGCAGCAGGUGGUGGCCCGCGCGGUAAGAACUGCCAACACACACGCAAUAUCUUGAUACACACUAUUUAGCUUUCCUCCCCCCAACUGUUGAAAGGUUAGAACCACAGUAAACCAUUGCCAAUUAUGUUAUCUGGUUGUUAAAAUGGUAGAUUGUACUACCUGUUGUAGUGACCACCUACCUUCCAGUAUAAAAUAAAUACAAUGACUCAAAGACAUGGAUAUUAAGUGCUUUAUGCACACAUACUUUACACAUUAGAUAUGUUUUUACAGUAAUAUCAAAUGGACCUCACAAUUCCAUUCACCACAAUAAGGUGCAAGGGAGGUUGGAGGAGUUAUUUCACAAUGAUAUCACCACUCACUAAUCUACCACAGAUGUGGACCUGGGCUUUGGAUUUGCGACAGAAAAGAAAGUGAAAGCAGGUAUUCUUCAGGGAAGGACCAAACUAUUACAUUCACAUUUCCAAACUGAACUCCAGGUUGAAGGAAAUGACACGCGGCGUUGUCCUGGAAACAUAAUGCCAUUUGUUUGGUUUACAGGGCCGACCCAUCGUGAUCUGUGACAAGGAUGACUACGAGACCGCCAAGAGCUCGAGCCGCACCAUCAAAGUGCCGCACUGUGUGGACUGUCUGCAGGGCGUCCUGAGUGUCAUCCCCCUGCAGCUGCUCUCCUUCCACCUGGCCGUGCUCAGGGGCUUUGAUGUGAGUACUGCACUGUCACGGAGUUGGGUUCUUACUGUAGGCCUUCACAAUGGGUAGUCUAUUUCUUAGGGUUGGAACUUGGCAAAUGUUGAAAUGUCUAUCUAUUCUCUCCCAAUACAGGUGGAUUUCCCAAGGAACCUGGCCAAGUCUGUG
Messenger RNA from Coregonus sp. 'balchen', 21863 nucleotides. Lineage: Eukaryota; Metazoa; Chordata; Actinopteri; Salmoniformes; Salmonidae. The record is from the annotation of a GenBank genome assembly.